AUGUUGCUAUACCCACAAAUACCAGAGCUUCUUGUCCCUAUACACAGCACCUUUGUCGGCGAUAUCCAUUGUGCUGCUAGAUUACCAUAUCUGGUAUUUUCGUCGGGGGACCCAGCCUCGUAUUUCAAGGCUCAGCAGCUGAGGCCGAAACUAAUUCCCAAGGGAUAUCUGUCGCGGUUGACUGCAAACAGCAUGAAAAGUGGGAAAAGUAAUGGGAAGUCCGACAUUGUAAGAACCGCAGGCCAGUCGACUUCGAGUUCCCGUCGCGUCGCUCAAGAUACUCCCUCGGUCGUUUCGGCAGGACAAGGAGGUACCGGGGUUGAAGAAGGGAGAAUUAGAUCGGAACGUGUCGCUAUUAGAUCGGCCUCUCCUUUGGAAUCCGAUAAUCCAAGCCAGUCUGCCUUGGAGAGGCGAAAGGCUCAGAUCGUCGAUAAUGUCAUGGCCAUUAUAAUGGAAUGGCUUGACAGAACUAUUCCACUUCAAGAAGGCGAUGGCGCCAAUCGCUCUAGGGGUUCUACUGGCGGGAGAGGCAAGGGGAGCGGCGGUGGCUGCAAUAGCGGACACCGCGAUGAUCCCGAUGAAGACAAGGAGAAUCAAGGCGGCAGGAAAUCGAACAAGCGCCAGCAGAGAGAUGAAUCUCCGGACGGCAGUGGUGCCGGAGGCGAUGGACGGCGUGGGGGGAAAGCCCCAAAGCGAGCGCGGAAGGAUGGUGGGGACGGAGAGCGAAAACUCGCAUGCCCCUUUUAUAAGCAUGACCCUUCCAGGUGCACCAAGUCAACGGCAUGCGUUCAUCCUGGAUUCCCUUCCAUUCAUCGAUUGAAGGAGCAUCUCUACCGCGUUCAUAAGAUCUCAAAACACAUCUGCCCAAGGUGCAGAAAGGACUUCGCAAGUGAUAAGGCAUUCGACGCCCAUCUUCGAGAUGAUGUGAGAUGCGAGAAGGUCGACGUCAUGCCAUUGUAUGGUAUCAAUGAAGCCCAAGAGAGAGCUCUUCGUGCUCGUCCUGGUAAGGAGAAGGGAAGCGAGGCGGAGAGGUGGAAUGAGAUUUACAAAAUAAUCUUCCCCGAUGCUCUAGACCUACCUACACCCUAUUACGAGGAGCAGCCAUCCAUUAUCGGCAUAGAACAGUAUCUCCGUAAGGAGAUACCCCCUCUGAUACGACGCGAGAUAGAAGAGGAGCUUGAACGGAAGCUCGAUUAUGUCCAAGACGAUAUGAAGCGCGUAGCUACAGACCUUGUCAUAAAGUGCGCGCGUCGCCUUAUCCAGUCCUAUGCAGGGAACAAAGAGGACAAAGACACAAGCGACUUGCGAGCGAGGUCAAGAUCACCAUGCAGGACGCCAGAUCGCAUCUAUCGCGAUCCUCCGCAGCCGCCACCGGAACCCACUCCUGAGAGUUCAGGAGAAUAUCUUGAGGAUAUACUCCACUGUGACCUAGGAGAUCUCAUCUGGAACAAUGUCCUUAUUGACCAACCGGGAUAUACCGAUUUCGAUAGUCCGGGUGUGAAUACUUCCUGGUAG
This is a messenger RNA of Scedosporium apiospermum, 1515 nucleotides long. RefSeq lists its product as uncharacterized. The transcript is spliced from 5 exons. Bases 1 to 1515 code for a protein of 504 amino acids. The record is from RefSeq and is a predicted model, not a curated record. NCBI's taxonomy places the organism in Eukaryota, Fungi, Ascomycota, Sordariomycetes, Microascales, Microascaceae.